UUUUUUUUUUUAUAUUUUCUUAGUUGGAUCAAUUUAUUAAAAUGGCAUAUCAAUUUGGCGGCAGCUUGUUAGCAACACAGAAAUUAUCAAGUCAAAUAAAUGUUAAUAAACGUAGACUAGAAGAAGAUGAUAUUGAAGAACAUAUCGUGACAAAACGUUACUUUGAUUUAAACACACAAUUUUCUCCUAACCAACAAGAGGAGAAGAAUUUACCUGCUAUUACAUAUGCUUCACCAGAUUAUAGACCACUACCACCCACUGAACCACCUCUUUGGCUUCAACCUAUAACUGCUGCUAAUUCACCGAUAUCUACUACAGAAGAUGAUUCUGAAGAAGAUGAUUUACUAACACCGUUAUAUUUACAACAAACCAAUACUAAAUCAAAUGUUGAUUAUUGGAAUAGUAAUAAUAAUAAUAAUAACGAUAGUAUGCUUGUUGAUCAAUGGCAACGACAAUAAUUUCCCCAGAAAAAAAAAAUUCUACCCCUUAUUUUUUUUGUAUAUAUAUGAAAAAAAAAUGCUUUUCCUUCUCCUCCACAAUAAUAUAUAUAUAUGUAUAUGCAUAUGCACAACACACACAUGUAUGUAAAUAUGAAUAUAUUCUUACGUAUACAUAUAAUUAUAAAUUUCCUUUUUCACUUCGAUAAUGUGCAUACACAUAAAAAUAAAUAAAAAUUUACACACACCUGUUUUGAUUUUUCCUGUUGAAGCCUUGUUGUUGUACACACCCUUCUCCGGACGCAUGAUAAAAAUAAUAGCCGGACCACCAAUUUGUUUGAUAUAAUGCAUGAAUAUAAGUGGCUUUGAAUCUAAUUAUUUCACUUUUACAUUUUUUUUUCUACUACAGAAGCCCUUAUCCCCCCCCUUCUCCUCCUUUUUUUUUCAUAUUGUUACUACUACGAAUCCAUUUAAUUCAGAAGAAAAACAUGUCAUGUUUCAUGAUUCUAUUUAACAUCAC
Molecule: messenger RNA, 957 nt
Organism: Cokeromyces recurvatus
Lineage: Eukaryota; Fungi; Mucoromycota; Mucoromycetes; Mucorales; Mucoraceae
Exons: 3
Coding region: 42-458 (138 amino acids)
Source: RefSeq, a predicted model, not a curated record